AUGCUCACCAAAAAGAGCUUCCUUUUGUCGAUCAUUGGUAGCUUUCUGUUCGCAAGCUCAGCAGCGACCUUUUUGUCUAUGCUAGCUCUUGUUCUAACAGGAGAAUAUCGUUCGCCUUCAAGAGCCUUUAUGAUACUUGCCUUCAUGAAAACUCUUCGUUCAGUGUCUCUCAGGCUGGCUGAUGGUGCCCCACUAGCAUUCGAGUUAUUCGUCUCCUUUCAAAGAAUAGAGAGAUUUCUCCUUUUAAAUAACGUAGCCCUGGAUCCCGUAGACUACAAUGACGGCGCAAGCAAUCAAUUAUUGAUCCGAAAGUCAUGCCCCAAAGACCGCUGUAUAAGUCAAAGGGUUUCCUUACAUGACGGUGAUGAGCAGCCACUGGCAAGAAAACUACGGGAUGAAAGUUUAUCAGUUUCGAAUCUUACCUGUAAAUCAGGUGACAAGUAUCUUCUUCGAGAUGUCAGUUUUGAUUCAUCUCACAGAAGGCUAACUGUAAUCACUGGUCAAGUUGGCAGUGGAAAAUCAACCCUGCUGGCCGCCAUUGCUGGUGAGGCGGCCAAAACACGUGGUAGUGUUCUAUGCCCUGGAAAUGUAUCUUACGUCCCACAAAGUGCCUGGCUCUUUUCUGGAACAUUCAGAAAAAACAUAUUAUUUGGCGAGCCAUAUGAUAAACAGAAGUACGCCGAAGUUAUUGACGCCUGCGCACUGAGAGAGGACGUCGGGAGAUUUCCAAAUAGCGACCUAACAUUCGUUGGUGAACAAGGUGUUACACUCAGUGGCGGUCAGCGUGCACGCGUUAGUUUGGCACGCGCAGUGUACGCUGAUGCAGACGUGUAUCUGUUGGAUGACCCUCUAAGUGCCGUGGACGCGAAAGUCUGCGAACACAUAUUUAAUCAAUGCAUUUGCAAAUUACUGCAGAAUAAAAUUACGAUUUUGGUGUCAUAA
Molecule: messenger RNA, 942 nt
Organism: Porites lobata
Lineage: Eukaryota; Metazoa; Cnidaria; Anthozoa; Scleractinia; Poritidae
Source: the annotation of a GenBank genome assembly